AUGAAUUUGGCAAGCGCGUACGCGGCCAUCAGCACCCUGUCCAUACUCACGGUGGACGAUGGCAUGGAACUAUGCGUGGACUUCUACCGAUUCAAGGUGGAAGGUACCACUGCCAAAGCAUCAAGGCACAUCCAUUGUCCAGACAAUUCAACCGUCCAGGGGAAUUUUGCGUAAGUUAUUUUAGUCUUUUUUGAAUUUCUCUGUUAUACAGUCAAGUUUUUUCCAGUUGUGCACUGCAUAAUUUUGUGUAUGCUUUUUUCUAGUUUUAAAUUUUCUUCAGUGUGUACAAACUUGACCCGGGUUUGAAGUUUACAAAGCAUAUCAUUGUGGCGCAAACUACAGAAAUUGGCACUGUGGUUCACGCUGGGGAGGGCUUUGUUUCGUAAGUUUUAUAUGUUAUCGAUAAUUUUUUUCAAUUUGGAAAAAUUUAUCAACAAGCUUUGUUGAAUAAUUUUUAAAAAAGAAAUACUUUUGAAUUUUUAGUUAAAAGAUUGUUAAAAUAGAGUUAAAACAGAACAAUUUUGUUACUUUGUAGACCGGUCACGUUAGUAGCAUUCUCGUUGGUAUCAGCGGAACGUGACUCAAAGUAUUUUGGCAGUGCUAUAAAACUGCUUGACGUAAUCCAGAUCAGCACUUCCAACGACUACGUGCUGUAUCAAGAAUGCCGAGAUGGUGGGAUCGCUUCAUAUAGACCGAUUGUAGCACCUUCAGACUCUUCUUUCCAAACUUUGAAUCUAAACAACCUUCAAGUCUGCGGCCUGACCUUUGGUCACACUCCAGAUGGUCUGAUUUGGGAAAGCGAAGGCCAGUGUCGGAAGUUGGUCGUCGAGGGGAAAUCUGCCAGUUUGAAACAAGAGGCAUGUCCGAAGGUAGAAAAGCUAGUGUUUUCGAUGGUAAGUCUUUAAAGUGUUUUAUUUUUGACCUGUAAAGGAGCUGUUAAAUUAUUUUCUUUACAAUUUUCUUUCUUUUCAACUGUUAAAAUUUUAGCUGAAUAAAUCAAAAUGUUUCUCAGGCUGUCUUUGUAUGGCUUGGUUGUUUUAACUUAACUGAAAUUAUGAAUUUUAGACCGCGCUGAAGAACCGUGCUGCGUCGGCCAAAGGUGAACUGCCUGACGCCGAAGUCAACACAACUUUGGCAGUGCUGUACCUUAGGUAAGUUUUCUAAAAUGUAAUUUAUUUUAAUUUUGAAGAUUUUAGAGAUUACAUGCAAUUUUUAUUUUUGUCGAGUUUUUUUUGCAUUUUAUCACAAAAGUUUUGCUGUCUAAUUGAGGUUAGGUUUCUUUGUCAGUUUUAUAUUUUUAUUUUAUGUGUAGAAUUCCUUAAAUUGGAACGUUUUUUAAACAUUUUUUUAGGCCUAAGCCAGUUACCACCACCACGCCCGAGCCUACCACAGAAGUCUCCGAAACGGCUGUUUCCAGUUCAACCACAGAAGGUGAAGUGUAAGUGUUUAUGGCAUUCUUUGGUCUAUGCUUUGAAAAUUCCACGCUGAGACGGAGUAGUUAACUUUUUUUUGACUUUUUUUUAGAAAAUCUAGCAUCAGAAUAUAAUCUUUUUGUCAUGAGUUAAACAUUUAAUUAAGGUUUAGUUUUACUCUGAUAUUUUCGUUUUAGCACCUCCACCGUACCUCUAGAACCUUGGGUGAUUGUUUUCAUUUGCGUUGUUGUUGGGAUCGCCUUCGGAGUGCUGAUUGGACUAGGAGUGUAUUACAAGAUAAAGGGCAAGAGAACUGGCAGAAAGAGCAAGAAAAGAGAGAGGAAACCGUGGAUCCCAUCGUCAAACACCAAGUCCAACAUAACAUCGAACAUAAAAUCGAACCUAACAUCGAACAUACCAGCGAACGUACCAUCGAGCCCAACGCCGGAGGAAAAACCGCAGGUCAUCAUAACUCGCGGGGGCGACUUGGUUUCUCCAGAAAAAGUUGACGAAAAUGGAAAGGUUAUCCCUGGUCAUGUUUCCCCAACCUAUUAUGCCAACUGGCCGGUGAAGGAACACCCGUCCCAACUAGGAUCCGUCUAA
Molecule: messenger RNA, 2015 nt
Organism: Bursaphelenchus okinawaensis
Lineage: Eukaryota; Metazoa; Nematoda; Chromadorea; Rhabditida; Aphelenchoididae
Source: the annotation of a GenBank genome assembly